UCAAAUGGCCUGAAGUUCUGGAACGAUUUGGAAACCCAAGGCUUUCAAGGUUCCCCUUAUUUGAUCGAUAACCACUUUUGUGUCAAGUCCAUGAGCAAGUAGUAAGGAGCAGGGGAAAAACGAAGGAGCGAGGCCUUGUUCCACACAAUCAGCCUUUCCAAGGCAUUGUCAUAAACCAAGUGAGGUGAGAUUUCUUGCUCGGCCUCCUCUCGUUCAGACACAUUGUCCUUCACGUCGUCGUCUUAAGAACCCUUGAAUCUCAGUCUAACUUCACCCACCGAGACUCAAAUUGAAGUCUACUUUACAGGAGGGAACCCUGGACAAUAGAGAGUCGUAACAGAAGAAUCAGAAGACUUAAGUUAUCUUUGGACUUCAAGGCCGCCUCUGAGGAACAGGAUAUCCAGUCGUAAACAAGAGUCAAUAAAAGAAUCUCCCCCUUCUCCCAAGAGUCUCAUGAGACUAUAAGUAAAUAAUCCGUCAGGGGCACCCCCUAACCAGUUUCAGGGCCAUCAUAUAUGAGUGAACCAAGACCCAGGUGCUUGACUCUCAGUGCCAGCUUUCAAUUUCUCCAGACCUCUCCGAACAAAGCCAAAAUGUAUGUGAUACCGAUCCCUUGAAAGACACCGGGCAACGCGUCAAUUUGAACCUACAGAUUCUGCAGAGAUAUCAACAAAGGCAUCAUUUACCCGGCAUUGCCCCGAACGUCCGGGCGGAAGUCAACAGCUGACAUCGGGGGUUCCUCCGGACAAGGGAAAAGUGUUUCGCUCAAAAUGACAGCUGCCACAGCUACGGCCGUCCUCCCGGCCAUGGAUGCCGCACAUCUGGCCAUGACCGAGGCGGCCAAGCUCAGGCCCAGUCCAUCUGUUCCGGGGUCCAUGGAAGCGGCGGUCAAGAUGUGGUUGCAAGUGGGGAACCUGCAGAAACUUCAACAGGCCGUUUUGGAUGGCUACGGUUGGCUCCUGAAAGAUCAUACCUCAAGAUUGCCCCACGUUAACAAGUUCCUACGGAAAGUGCCAGAUUACCAGGAAAAAAUUGAUACCAUUCAUGAGCAAGUGAUUCGAGGAGAUUUGAACUCUGUCCGACGGAUGUUGGAAAAGAAAGGUUGGUCCAAUGCCCGCGAUCAUUACGGUCACUCUCCGCUUCAUAAAUCGGUCAUGGCAAAUCAAGAGGAUAUUAUGCGCUAUCUCUUGAACAACUUUCCUGAUUUAAUCGGCAUUCGGGACAAUGAAAAUCGGACACCAUUGCAUUACGCUGCAGCAUUACAAGGUACAACAGGAGGUGUAAAUCAGUUAUACAACAUUCUGGUUGACUCAGGAGCGGACGAAAACGCCGUUGACGUGCAAGGCCAUUCGCCAUCCUACUACAAGGAGCAUCCCCAGGACAUUCGUCAUCGGACAGUCCAAAGCCGAAGGCCUGCACCCCAAUCCACUCAUUUGAUCAAGGGCGAUCCGGACUCGGCCACUUCUCCGAGUAAGUAUCUGCCUGAUCCUCCACAUCCAUUACCAGACGUGGCCUUGACAGGUCAGAGCGCACAAUCAAGAUUGCCCAAACCUAAGCCGAGGUCGACUGCAACUAAUUUGGGGUCAGCCUUGUCAUUGAUUGAUUACAAGAAUGAGGAGGAAUUUGGAGACGAAGAUGGGAUCAUCAACUUGGAUGAUGCCGAUCUCGACGCCAUCAUCUACCGAUCCAAUGAGAUGACAGAUUUUCCAAAACAUCCGGGAUCUUCCAAGAAUGUCAAUUUUCGGACACUGUCCACCAGUUCUUCUGAGGUAGACACCAGACCCUUGAAAAGAGAACAAACGCCUAAACUUCAAGUGCCAAAAAGGAAGACCAAAAGGAAACGGAAAGUGUCCCCGCCUAAAAUCAAACCAAGCCAAGCAAAUGAUGGACCAACUCCUAGACCAAAACUACCCAUGCCAGCUUCCAAACAUCCAGCGGCAACCGUCCCAGAUGAGGACAAGGCUCUGGACUCGGUGGAGGAGUUCGAGAACCUGGCCAAGAUGGACGAGAGAACCUUACGGGCAUUAAAGAAGAAGAGCGCCCCCGAGGUCUCCAUGGUUCAAAUUCGCAAUCUCAUUCACAAAAGUGAGAGCAACAUCAAGGUCUCAGAUAUCAAAAAGGCCAUGCGAAAUGCCCAACGAUUCGGAAAAAGCUACCAAGAUGAAAACAAUUUCCAAACCUCUCGCGAGGGCGACCCAAAGGAAAUGGAAAUCAAUCCCGAGAAAAGAAACCUUUCCCCCGCUCAAAUCAAACCUUCCCGGAAGCUUCAGUACCUGACACGAUCACCUUCAAAAAGCAAACCAAAUUCAAGUCUAAGUACAGGUCAAAAAGCUCAAAUUGUGGAAAGACCGCCUAGUCCGAAGCUGGUAUUUGGAUCAGGAAGCCGGUUACCUUUAGCAGACCGGGACAACGGGCAAAUCCCGAAAUCAGAGGGUGCCAAACUCAAGGAGGAGAAAAAAAACCAAUCACGGGUAGUGAACCCUGCCAGGUCCAAUAUUUCUUCCACAUUCACUGCGGGACCAAGUAAACCGUCUCCGGGGGACAGUGCCAAACGCCUCGAACUCAUCAAAGCUGCCAGGAGGACGAAGAAGUUAAAUUCUUCCUCUCCCAUUGUCAACAAUCACGAAAUCAAGACAAAGCAUCAGAAAAUGGCGCUGCCACUAGUGACCAGGUCGCCUGAGAAAAAAGGCGCCAAAAAGAAGGGAACGCAAAAAGGAUUACCAAAUAUAGAAGCCGACGAGGAAUUCUAUCGUGAUUUCCGAAUCAUUUAUGUCACUGUUCCCAUUCCAGCUGACGAGUUACCAAUUCCACCACCAACCAGGGCAUAUCUUCGGACGUUGAUACACAAUUCGGAUUUGGAACACUUGGAAAAAGUGGUCUUGGAUGGUCACGGGUUUAGGCUCAUGUCUGAGUCAUCUGCCAUAGGAAAAGUAACCAAGUUCCUCUCCACUCUACCAGAUUUCAUGGACACUAUCAGUAUUUUACACAAUGCAGUUACUGCAGGCGUUGUUCCUGUGGUGCAAGAACUGCUCACUACUGAGCGAUUGGCUCUUUCAAGAGACCAAUAUGGAGCAACCCCACUCCACAAAUCCGUUUUAUUCUAUCAACCAAAAAUCGUCAAACUCAUCACGGAGAAGUUCAAAAUCACAACCAGAGCCAAAGACCAGGAGGGUCGAACGCCACUACAUUACUCAGCUGCUCUCAACGAUAGUGGGAUCUUUUAUCGGUAUUUGUUAAAGUGUGGAGCCGACGAACACAUCCAAGAUAAAUAUGGGAAGACGGCAAAGUUUUAUGUGUAUGCUCCGGGGGAUUUAGAUCUCAAUGUUUUGGUUAGUCGAUGCAAAGAGAUGCCCAGGAAACGUGAGCACCAUGAAAUAAGAAAAUACUCAAUCCCGCCCGCCCAACAAGUUCAACAAGAAGCUUUAGUGAACGCCGAACCACAUAGAGUCAUGUCCACGUCUGAGAUCCGGAACUUCAUCCGACAAUCCGAUACCGAGCAUUUGGAGCACGUGGUUUUAGAUGGGCAUGGCCACAAACUCAUCGGGGAAUCUGCCCCCGAUGGACGAAUUAGGGCCUUCAUCAAAUCAGUUCCUUCCUACAUGAAAAAGAUCGAGCAUCUUCAUGAAUCCGUCGUUCAGAAUGACUUGCCAGAGCUGCAAGUUAAUCUGACACGACGUAAGUUGGCCAUUUCCAAGGAUGACCAAGGCUUUGGUCUUCUCCACAAGGCCGUGUUUUUGGGGCAUCGUGACAUCGUUCAUUGGCUUUUGGACAAGUUUCCGGAAACCAUGGAAGUCAAAGACUGGGACGGUCGAAUACCUCUACAUUAUACGGCCUGUAACCCAAAGGCCAGUGAGUUCCAAACAAUCUUGGUGAGCUCCGGAUCUGAGGAGUCGGCCGAGGACAGCAAGGGGAAAACUGUUCAGUACUAUUUGGAGCAUAAGGAUGAGAUCACCAUCCCCGAUUGGAACCCAAAGCCGAUAUUGAUGCCACCCUCCCCUAAGAAGAGCGUUCCGCUGAAGGCUGGGGCAGGAAUAGAAAGGGCUGCCAUGAGUCUUAAAUCCAAACGAGAGGAUCGAGAAACUAAAGAAGCCUUGGAACGAAAGUUAAGCAGUCCGGAGAAGAAGCCGUCGCCCAGACCCGCUGCCAUAGAUGGAAUGGAGAUCAAUCCCACGAACAUACGAAUAUGGAUCCAUGAGCGAGAUAUCAGCAAUUUAGAACGAGUCGUCUGGGAAGGCUUUGGGCAUUUGCUCACGGGUCAAACAUCCAGUCAUUCAAAAAUAAGGAAAUUUCUAGAGGCCACUCCGAAAUUAAUGAAUGAUAUCAAAGAGGUGCACGAGGCUGCCGUUUUGGGAAACGUGGACCCAAUCAUCAACAAAGAGUAUCGCCAGCCAAUAUACACUUCCAAGGAUAUCAAUGGCAUUCCAGCGUUUCAUAAGGCUGUGGCCAACGGACAUCGAGAAGUCGCGCAGCAUUUGAUGGAAAAAACCGACCGAUCCGUCUUGAACGUAACUGACAGGCAUGGACGUUAUGCCUUGCAUUAUGCCGCGGGCAUUGCCGAUGAGGAUGACAAAGCGAUGUACAACUGGCUCAUCGAGUACGGAGCAGAGGAUCACAAAGCUGAUGAGCUUAUGAAAGCUCCUUCUUACUACAUCACCAACCCUCAGAAAAUUAAAUACCUGAAUUGUAGCCUCAUCCCGGAAGCGCCCCGGAUUAUUGCCUCUCCGCGCAAAGAAUCAGCCGCAGUUGGAAAAUCUGCCACAUCCGCUAAACCAGAUAUGAAUCUCAACAACAACAAUAAUAACAACAACAACCAUCAUCAAAAAGAAAAAGGCAGCAAAAGCCCGACAAGAGCCAAAAGUAGAAGUGUUUCUCCGAGGAAAAGAAAAUCCUCAGAAACAGAGCGUAAAGGAAUUAACGGCGUUCCCGAAUGGAAAAACAUCACAAAAGAGCACAUCUCAAAAUGGAUUAAGACCGCAGAUUUGGUCAAAGUGGAACAAGCCGUCUAUCUUGGACAAGGCAAGCACAUGAAAGGUCGAACAGCGUGGAACGAAGAAAUGAGACAUUUCCUGCAGACCGUGCCCAACAUCAUGGCCACCAUUGAUGAAUUCCACAACAUAUCUACCCAAGGUGAUGUUGAGCAACUGGAACGACUUGUGUCCUCAGAUCGGAAACUGAUUGGAUCUCGGGACCGUUUGGGCCGUACGGCCCUGCAUAAAGCAGCUCAAGCGGGACAAGUUGAGGUUGUGGAAAAGCUCUUGAACGGAGACUUGUCAUCGGCGGAGGAUUUGGCUCGUGCCAAGGACAAGGAUUUGAGGACAGCAGCCCAUUAUGCGGCUAGAUGCGACAAUGCUGAGGCUCGGGAUAAAAUAUUUGAGAUCCUGGCCAAGACCGGUACAAAUAUUUCGGCAUUGGACUCAGCUGGAAAAAAUCCAGAGUUUUACAAGGAAAACGAUUUUAUUAGCUCCAAGCCCAAACCUGAGGAAAACCCAGACGAAGAAGAUCCUGAAACUGAAGUCAAAGGCUUGAUAGAAGUGAAUAAUUUCAAGGACAACGGACAUCCUCCAGAAUCAGAAAAUCCGAAGACGGGAUACGGAGUUUCUGAUGAAGAGAUUGAACGGGCCGUCAAGGACACAGAUUGGGAGAAAAUGGUAGAACUUGUUUUGAAUGGCGAAGGCGACCGACUAAUGGAGCUUAACUCUGAAGAUGAAGAAGUUCAAGAGUUUCUGGAUAACAUCCGGGCAUUUCAAGAAAAGAUUUUGCUAAUCAACAAGGCCGUAGAGAGUGGGUCCUUGAGGGAUUUGCAAAACCAUUUGGAUCGUAAGAAAUUUGCUUUGGCCCGUGAUCGAUCCACAGGGAUAAAUUUCCUUCAAAAGGCUAUCAUCCUCGGGCACGUGGACAUCGUUAGGUAUUUGGCAAGCAAUUUCCCCAAAAUGCUUCCUUUGGUCGAUCUCGAAGGAAGAACGUCUUUGCACUACGCUAGCACAGUGAAGGAUGACGGCCAUUUGUACAAGCUAUUGGAGUCUUGUGGAUCCGAUGAAAAGGCGGAAGACAAGCAUGGCCAUUCGCCUAGAUUCUAUCUCAAAAACACGGAUAAGCUGUCACUAAAGACGCUACAAAGUAACGUGGAACGUGCCACGUUCCAUUCAGAUCCUCCUCAGAUCAGUCUGAAUGAAGGCCUGAAGUCUAAUGCUGCUAAGGCCAAGAAUUGGAUGGGGCAUCUAGCUCAUGAGAUCAAAUCCAAAGUUCAUGUUCCAGGUCUGCAAGUAAAUCAGAUCAACAGCUUUGAUGAGGCCUACGAAUCCAGUGAAUACGAAGAGGAUGGUUCAAAGGAAGACCAAGUGGACAACGAAACGUUGCAACGUUUAACAACAGCCUACCGUCGUCUCUUGUGGGCUCGUGACAGCCAGUCACUUUUAAAAAGAUUUCUUACCCCCAAAGUAUACAACCGUCUUCAAAAACGAGUCUCAACCGAGGGUGGAACUCUACUAGACGUAGUACACAGUGGGGCAGAGAUUCUGGACACCACAAUCGGAGUCUUGGCUCCCGAUCGCGACAGUUACAAAGUAUUUUGGCCACUCUUUAAACCAAUCAUCGCUUCCAUUCACCAUGUCCAUGAGCCAAAUCUCCAUCAACCCAAACUAGCUUGGGCGGAUGCCAAGAAGUUCGGGGACCUAGGCUCAAAAUUAGUUCAUCAAGUGGAGUUCGUGGCAGUCCGGUCCCUAUCCGAAUAUCCGUUUGGACCGAUACUCAGAGCAGAGGAGUACAGAGAAAUGGAAAAGGAUCUUAAACGGGCCUUUGAUCGGAUGGAUGGAGAGUUUGAGGGCAAGUACCACCCUAUCAAGAACAUGACCGAAGAAACCGAACGUCAUCUUAAAGACAUUGACGCCUUUUUUGACAAUGGAAGUCAGCUGAAAAAAGCUGGCCGUUUGUAUGAAGAGUGGCCAAUUGGACGCGGCAUCUUCAUUGCGAAAAACCUCAUCAUCCAAAUCAACGAGUCCGAGCAUCUCAAAAUCAUUGUCCGGGAGCUCAAUGAUCGCUUCCGAGAUGCUUAUGAGCUAUUUUUGGACGUGCUUGAAUUCUUUGAGGACGAGUGUCUUCGCUCCAAGUUUGCAUAUGAUAGCAAAUUGGGGUUCGUCACCCUGUCUCCCGAGUGGUUAGGAACCGGAUUAAGAGUUACGAUUACAGUUGAGCUGAAGCGGAUCCCUGAGAAGGAUUUGGAGGAGAUUUGUUCCCGCUUCUACUUGGAACGAGAACCCGCGGAGGAACCAGAUUUGAACGUCAAGUUCUGGAACAAGCGAACAUUUGGCAUAUCUGAGAAUCAACUCAUUUCCGAUGUUUUCAACGGGGUAAAACGAAUCAUUGAGAGGGAAAUAGAAACUACCAAAUAGAAAGAUGCACCUUAAAAAGACAUAUUAUGAGUGACGAGUCUUUCAUUUCAAUUCAUUCCUUACAAGUUCUUCCAUUUCCAUUCUGAAGAGAAAAGUCUCCUCACAAAGAAAGGCACUUCGGGGUACAAAACUAUUAUCAAAAUCCAGCUUGGCUUUGAAUGUACAAACGCAAGUUUUCUAAAGAGAUCUGAAAAAAUAAAGUUCAUUUCUAAGUA
Molecule: messenger RNA, 7603 nt
Organism: Tigriopus californicus
Lineage: Eukaryota; Metazoa; Arthropoda; Copepoda; Harpacticoida; Harpacticidae
Exons: 27
Coding region: 771-7388 (2205 amino acids)
Molecular function (GO): kinase activity; protein binding
Source: RefSeq, a predicted model, not a curated record